This is a messenger RNA of Xyrauchen texanus (razorback sucker), 2511 nucleotides long. Its product is annotated as prostaglandin E2 receptor EP2 subtype-like. Bases 199 to 1017 code for a protein of 272 amino acids. Gene Ontology annotation, biological process: positive regulation of cytosolic calcium ion concentration; adenylate cyclase-activating G protein-coupled receptor signaling pathway; inflammatory response. Lineage: Eukaryota; Metazoa; Chordata; Actinopteri; Cypriniformes; Catostomidae. The record is from RefSeq and is a predicted model, not a curated record. Gene Ontology annotation, molecular function: prostaglandin E receptor activity. The transcript has 2 exons. Gene Ontology annotation, cellular component: plasma membrane.
UUAGCUGUGCACAUCGGAGGGCAUGCUCUACCGAAACUCCACCUCUCAUUUGAAAGUCGUGGAUAGUGCGUAAAAGUUCCACUUCACAAUAUUUAUGGCUCCUCAUUCCUCUCUGCAAUAAGAUAUCAAUCAGAUAGACUUCUAAUAGCAUGACAUUUUCCUAGUGUGGAUAAUAAAGAAGAAAAAAAAAAGUUUUUUAUGGCGUCACACCCGAAAAACGACAGUUGCCAUGGGCGCCUCAACAUCUCUUACGGAUCUCCCACAACAUCUGCGAUCAUGUUUUCAGCUGGUGUCCUUGGGAAUGUAGUCGCCUUAAUACUCUUGGAAAUACGGCGGAGGAAGCAAACCGCAUCCCUGUUCCAAGUCCUCGUCACAUCGUUGAUCAUUACAGACUUGCUGGGAACUUUCUCCGUCAGUCCCCUGGUGAUUACCGCGUAUUUGAGGAACGAGUCGUUGCUCGGGAUGAGCGGAAACCGAUCGGUUUGUGCGCAUUUCGGUUAUGCGAUGACAUUUUUCAGCAUGGUCACUCUGGCCAUUCUUCUCUCCAUGGCUGUGGAGCGCUGGCUGUCCAUAGGUCAUCCCUACUUUUACGAGAAGAACUUGACCAAACGGUGCGGCUACAUCGCCGUUGCCCUCAUAUACCUGGUUGGCGUUCUUUUCUGUAUCACACCUUUCCUCGGGGUUGGGGAGUACGUCCAGCAUUGCCCGGGGACGUGGUGCUUCAUUGACAUGGACCCUGAUGAGCGCAAACACAAAGCGUUCAAUAUAAUCUAUGCGUCCUGUUUGCUGGUCAUGAUAGUAUGUACGGUUUUGUGCAACGCGUCUGUCAUCUAUCAUCUUUUACUCAUGUAUCGAAGACGCAAAGCGAACCGGAGCCCUCUCCGACGCCUGCGGGGACACAGAAGGCAUCGGUCCAUCGCGAAGGAGGUAGAACAUCUGGUGCUGCUCGGGUUCAUGACAAUCGCCUUCGUCAUUUGCUCUCUUCCUCUUGUGAAACGCAUAGGCACCUGUACUUAAGCUCCACGUGCACAAAGAGGACUAAAGCCCAAAGUAUACUUCGGUUUUGACAUGAACGCAUAGCGAACGCUAUCCAAGGGGCAGACUUGGACUGGGAAAAUAAAUUGGCCAUGAUGUCAAUUUGUCAAUCGGGGAGGGGUCCCUUCAUCAUAUCAUGGCCCACUUUGGCAUAUUUUGACCCUGUUUCGCAGCCGGCCUACUGGGAAAAGUUCUGGUUCUUCCUAUGGCCAGUCCGCCUCUGCGCUAGCCUUUCAAAGUAUACUUCAAGUGUGCUAUGAGAUGGUGGACUAUUUCUCUUGAGGAGUUUAGACCCAUACAGAUGUCUUUGUAUUCCUUCAGACUUAAGUUAUACAAAUGCAGUCAGGUAUCUCUUACCUCCUCAAACACACGUGCAACAUUGACGUUUAGCCUCCACUGUUGUGGUUUUCACCUUCGUCUUCUGUUGUUUAGCGCAGAUUUCAUCUUCUUUCAAUGCUUUGUGAAAGUGACGGCUCAGUUGCGAGUUUUGCUGCCUUGUUGACCCACUAAUUGGUACAAAUAAUUCAAGGCGCAUGUGCAUCCUGUGAUCAAAGUACACACAGUUAGAAAAAUCGGGCCACACACGUUCAGUGCUCGAGUGCUUUGUUGGUGACGAAAUGUGUGUCACACGUCUUGUAUGCAUAUGCCUAGCAUUUGCAUCUGGCUUAAGUAUACUUUGGGCUUUAGAUAGAGUUAUCAGGGUCCAACUUGACCAAGGGGAUCACAGAGCACCCUACUGGUGACAUCACAUGAAACAAAUAUUUGCAACAAAACAAAAAAAAUAAUUCUACAAAAGAGCUAAAACCUCUUUGAAUUCGUAAUAACAACUAUUUAAUUACAUUUACAUUUUACAUUUAUGCAUUUGGCAGACGCUUUAACCAAAGCGACUUACAGUGCACUAUUUACAGGGUCAAUUCCCCCAGAGCAACCUGGAGUUAAGUGCCUUGCUCAAGGACACAAUGGUGGUGGCCGUGGGGGUCAAACCAGCAACCUUCUGAUUAACAGUUAUGUGCUGAUUAACAGUUAUGUGCUUUAGCCCACUACACCACCACCACUCUAAUUAACACCUAUAUGUAUAUUAUAUAUUUCAAGAGCAAGGCAAUAUGGGUAUCACUGUUCCCUCUAUGUAAUAUCACUUCUGAUAUUACUCCAUUGGAGAUGGAAAAAACAUACACACACUGAGCGCAGACUCAAAAUUUGGGAAAUCCUAGAGAUUUCUUGUGUAGACCUUAUUCACGCUAGCGCCAUCUCAGAUUUUUAAUGGGAAUGACAACAAGGCUGUGAUGGAUAGUCUUGGGCUGUACUGGAGUUUAAAGUGUUUUUGGAUCAUUCCACGGAAUAAAGCAUUGCUAAAAUAUCUGUCCAAGAACAUUCAGUAUACAAAGUACUCCAGACAAUAUGUGUUGUGGAAAAUACGAUAUGAUCUAGUAGCAUAAUACAGCUUUAUACCGUUCGUGCUAUUGAUGAGAUGUUAAG